AUGAGAAUCACAGGAUUUCAGUUAAUAACUAGGAGACUGUCUGUGAAACAAGGAUUCUUCUCCAGAAUACUGAUUGCUCCAAAGAUUCCUUUCCAAGUGUACCAGAAACACUUCAUGGAAACCACGUGCAGGUUACUAGAAAAGAAGAGUAACGAAGAUCUGUUAUACUUUCAACACUUGUUCUACGAAACUCAUCCAAACCUUAAGACCUCAAAAUUUAUUCAAAUUUUGAAAACUCUGGGGAACGGAAACAGGGAUGUACAGUUCGAUCCUCAUCCAGUUAGUCAAGUUCAAGAAACAAAUAACCAGUUAGACUUAUUACCACAUGAUCCUUUAUCAUCAUCUUUAGAGGCAGAAUUUAUUGACAACUUAGCUCCGGUCUUAUCUCCUUCUUUUAACUUGGCCGCUUAUGCAACUCGUUCUCGGACUUUGCAGGAAUUAGUUAAGCUUGGAGUUGAUCUUUCUCGCAUCGAGAAGCGGGCAGGGUUGGCAAAAUUUGUUCUCAAGUUGGAUUUUGAUAAAAACAUUAAACACCACAUCCAGUUUCUGCAUGACCUAGGUGUUCCAUCAGAUGAGCUUGGGACAUUUUUGACUCAUAACCCUCUAAUCUUCAAAGAGUCAUUGGAUGACUUACAAGUUCGAGUCAACUAUUUAGAGUCAAAGAAGUUUUCCACAGAUUCUAUAACUCGUAUAGUGUCUAAAGCACCAUUCUGGUUGUUAUUUAGCACUAAAAGAAUUGACAGAAGGUUGGGUUUCUUUCAGAAAGAAUUCCAGUUAACAGGAGAUGAGCUUAGACACAUAGUGACACGGUUACCAAAGUUAGCACUAUGGAGCCUGCAUAAAGUUAAGCAAACAAACUUCUCUGUUAAAGAAGAAAUGGGAUUUUCAGAAGAAGAAACUAAACAGCUGUUAAUUAAGAAACCAAAAAUCUGGCUACUAGGUGAGUACAAAAUUCUUUUAAACUUAAACCUUAGACUUAGACAAAAAUAGAUCAUAAUUCAUCAA
Limulus polyphemus (Atlantic horseshoe crab) is the source of this 1005-nucleotide messenger RNA. RefSeq names its product transcription termination factor 3, mitochondrial-like (gene mTerf3). Bases 1 to 990 code for a protein of 329 amino acids. Gene Ontology annotation, molecular function: double-stranded DNA binding. The transcript has 4 exons. Lineage: Eukaryota; Metazoa; Arthropoda; Merostomata; Xiphosura; Limulidae. The record is from RefSeq and is a predicted model, not a curated record. Gene Ontology annotation, biological process: regulation of DNA-templated transcription; mitochondrial ribosome assembly. Gene Ontology annotation, cellular component: mitochondrion.